UGCAAAAACACAAAUGCCAAAACAAUUACCUGAGAAUACAAAGUAGUAUCAAUCAGAUUUCAAACUAAGACUUGCAGAGAUGGGAGACCAGGCAGAGAUUGACAGAAUCUUCAACAAAUUUGACAUCAAUGGUGAUGGUAAGAUAUCAUCUUCUGAGCUAGGUGAAGCUUUGAAAACCUUAGGAUCAGCUUCAGCAGACGAGAUUCAGCGAAUGAUGGCUGAGAUCGAUACAGACGGUGACGGAUUCAUCUCUAAAGAUGAAUUUGCCGCGUUUUAUCGUGCCAAUGGUGGUUUAAUGAAAGACAUUGCAAAGAUCUUCUAAGUAUGGUGUUUGAAUAUAUCACUCUCACCAUCCAUGUAUGCUACUUAUCUUCAUAUUGAUGUAGCUUUACAACAAUGUGCAAGGUACAGUGUUUAUUAUUACAUUUGUUGUUCAUCAUAAAAUGUUUCUUUUUAUUAUGUCAAGGCAUUUGCUUUUGUAACCUUGGAUAACAAAGAUUUUAGUUUCUGGUUUGAAUGAAGUUUCCCUAAAGGAUAUUCAUUUA
This is a messenger RNA of Papaver somniferum (opium poppy), 545 nucleotides long. RefSeq names its product polcalcin Syr v 3-like. Gene Ontology annotation, molecular function: calcium ion binding. The transcript has a single exon. The coding region runs from base 80 to 322 and encodes 80 amino acids. The record is from RefSeq and is a predicted model, not a curated record. NCBI's taxonomy places the organism in Eukaryota, Viridiplantae, Streptophyta, Magnoliopsida, Ranunculales, Papaveraceae.